AUGAGGACCGAUGAUGGAAGAGUUACGGGAGGAGAGCCGAUGAUGGUGGAGCUAUUCUCUUCGCAAGGAUCCGCUACUUCGCCGGUGGCAGAGAUUUUGUUCUCGAGAAUUGGAAGCAGAGACUUCAAUCUGGAGGGUGGUCGUCGAAGAUCGACUCGGACUGAUUUCAUCAGCGAAAUGUCCGAUGAUGUUCUUCUAAUCAUCAUGUCGUUUUUGCCCAUCAAGGAUGCCGUGGUGACAAACAGUCUCUCCACGAGAUGGAGGGCUUUAUGGUUUCACUUGAUGUCAUUAAACUUUGAAGACAUUGCGUCGUUGGCCAACAUAACCAAAAACAGGAAUCUAUUAGGUCCGGAACGGAUUAAGUUCAUCAAGCAGGUGAACUGUGUCCUACGUAGUUACAACCACGAGAUAGUUCAAGACUUCCGUAUUCGUUACGAUUUGGACGGGAGUUUCAAGCCCGAUAUUGAUGGAUGGCUUCGGUUUGCGGUCCACAUGAGUGUUGAGAAUCUCGAACUGGAUUUAACGGACUGCAAUCAGAAGCUUCGCGACGCUCAUGAAUGCUAUGAUUUCCCAAUUCGUUUAUCGCAUAGAAGCAUCGGACACCUCUACAAAUGGCCGACAUCAAAAUUCACAAUCAUCGAGAUCCCAAGUCUUAAAAAACUCUUCUUGAAGAGUGUUAACAUGAAUAAGGCAACCCUUCAGCAAAUUCUUGCAAAUUCUCCGUGUCUUGAAACGCUAUCGUUGCAUGGCACUGGUCGCUUGUGGUACAUUCAUGUCGGUAGGCGAGGUCUUCAAUUGAAACACCUCGAGAUCGUGCAUUGUCCUGCAGUCAGAUUCAUUUACUUAAAUGAUUUCAAUCUUGUUUCCUUCACCUACAAGGGUCCAGCAAUUGAAUUAGUUCUUUUCAAUCUUCCGAAACUUAAAGUACUCGAUAUAGGUGAAGGAGUUACCGGUUUGGAAAAUAAAGUGUUCCGCCAGAUUGGACCUUGCCUCUCGUAUCUUCAGGUUCUUUCCUUGGACAUACACGAUCCGAAGGAAAGUUUAAAGCUUGCCACCGUUCCUGAACUACCAAUGAUCAAGAAACUGAAACUCACAAUUGGAGCCCAAAAAGAUGACUGUUUGCUAGAGUUUACUUCCAUAGCUGAAGCCUGUCCCCUUUUGGAGGUUUUUGCAAUUGAGCUACAUUGGUUGUCACCGAUAAGAAGAAGAAGGAAAGUAACGAAUGUUGCUGAUCACCCCCAUGAACACCUGAAGCGGUUCGAAUUUGUGGGCUAUUACGGUCGAAUUAGCGACCUUGAGCUUGUUAUGUAUGUCGUGUACAAUGCAGUGGCACUCCAGAAAAUCUUGCUAGAUCCUCGUGGCUCGACUAGGAGUGGAACUACAACUACUGAAGCCUCCGUGAAAGCCGUGGAAGUGGCUCGAUCUUUUGCCUCGCGGCAGCUCGAGAAAUCGAUGCCUCUUGGUCGAGGAGUGGAAUAUCGACUCAAAUUGGUGGGCUGUUACGGUCGAGUUAGCGACCUUGAACUUAUUUUGUAUGUCAUGGACAAUGUUGUUGCGCUCAAGAAGAUCUUGAUCGAUCCUCGUGGAUUGACUCGGAGGGAAACUACAACCAUAGGGGCCUCCUUGAAAGCCAUAGAAGUGGCUCGAUCUUUUGCCAAGUGGGAGCUCGAGAAAUCAAUGCCUAAUGGUCGAGGGUUGGAGUUGGUUAUACUCUAA
Molecule: messenger RNA, 1716 nt
Organism: Cynara cardunculus var. scolymus (artichoke)
Lineage: Eukaryota; Viridiplantae; Streptophyta; Magnoliopsida; Asterales; Asteraceae
Product: F-box/FBD/LRR-repeat protein At4g26340-like
Exons: 5
Coding region: 1-1716 (571 amino acids)
Molecular function (GO): protein binding
Source: RefSeq, a predicted model, not a curated record